UAAAUAAAUUUAAAAGAAAUCUUUAAGCAUAAAUAUACAAUAUAUAUAAACGUAAAUAAAAGUAAUAAUAACUAAUUAACACUAAUUCGAUACGAGAGAGCAUCGCGACGGCUGGAGAGAACAACGCGACGAAAGAGAGGAGACGCAGUGAGAGAGAGGGAACGGAACGCUCAGCAAAAUUCGCCUUUUACACGAUUUUUCAAUUGAGCGGUUUGGCACAUCCAGCAAAGAGACCCCAAAAUAAAGAUACAAAUAAAUAAAUAGCAUAAAACAUCCAUCCAGAUAUUCAGAAAUCCAGGAUCCGAGAAAUCCGAAAAGAAAUCGGACGGAGAGAAGCAAACGCUACGACGAGUGAGGAAAAUAAACAAAACACACCGAGGUGGAUAUAGAAAGAGGAAGCAUUAUCAGUAGCAGCUGAAGGAAUAACAGUAAACACACAAUCAUACACACACACAUACGCGCAUACUCACUCACACAGACACGCUGGCGAAUCGAAACGGCAGAGGAGGCGACGCAGGUGGCGCUGGUGGAGCUGGAGCUAAUGCUGGAUCAGGAGCCGGCGGUGGCGGUGGCGGUGCAGUAGCCGCCUCUGCUCGAAACAACAAUGGAGGAGCCGGAGCCGGAGGAGCGGCUGCAGUCGGCGCUGGCGCCGAAGGAGCUGCAGGAGGUAAUGGAAAUGGAAAUGGCAACGGUGGCAAUGCAGGAGGUGGCGGCGGUGGCGGCAACGAAUGGAAUCCCGAAGAAAUGGAUCGCUUCAGCUUUGACGACUCCAUUCGGUUCGAGGAGGAUUCACUGUGCAGCUGGAGCUCUGAGCCGGAGUCGCUGUGCAACAACUGGCGCGGCUGGAAGAAGCCCAGCAACGCUGCUGGCAGCGGCGCAGGCAGUGCCUCCGGCGGCGGUCUAGGUGGCGCCAACGGCCUGGGCAUUGGCGGUGCUGGCGGUGGUCCAUCCUACGGUUCAACGGGCGGCAACGGUGUACCCGGAUCCGGAGCUAAUGGUUCAUGCACCCCGGGCGGCGUGGGCGGUGCCAAUGGCAGUUCGGCGGCAAUGUCCUCGGUAUCCACCUGCGGUCGAUAUUGUGAAGUUUCCACAUUGGCCGAGCUGGCUGCUCGAUGCGUGGCCUCCUAUAUACCCUUCGAGCUGGUGGAGCAUGUGUAUCCGCCGGUGCCGGAACAGCUGCAGCUGCGCAUCGCCUUCUGGAGCUUUCCGGACAACGAGGAGGACAUACGGCUGUACUCCUGCCUGGCCAACAGCUCGGCGGAUGAGUUCAAUCGCGGCGAUCAGCUCUUCAGGCUGCGCGCCGUCAAGGAUCCACUGCAGAUAGGCUUCCAUCUGUCGGCCAGUGUGGUGAACCAAUCGCCGAGGGUCUACUUCAAUGUGGCCGUCACCUUCGACCGGCGACGCAUCUCCUCCUGCAACUGCACCUGCACCUCCUCCGCCUACUGGUGCUCCCACGUGGUGGCCGUCUGUCUGCAUCGCAUCCAUUGCCCCCAGGAAGUGUGCCUCCGUGCACCCGUGUCCGAGUCCCUGACGCGCCUGCAACGCGACCAGCUGCAGAAGUUCGCCCAGUAUCUGAUCAGCGAGCUGCCCCAACAGAUUCUGCCCACGGCCCAGCGUCUCCUGGACGAGCUGCUCAGCGCCCAGCCGACGGCCAUUAACACGGUGUGCGGUGCCCCAGAUCCCACGGCCGGGGCCUCGAUCAACGACCAGACCAGCUGGUAUCUGGACGAGAAGACGCUGCACAACAACAUCAAGCGGAUCCUCAUCAAGUUCUGCCUGCCCGCGCCCAUCGUCUUCAGCGAUGUCAACUAUCUGACGAACUCGGCACCUCCGGCGGCGGCGGAGUGGAGCUCCCUGCUGCGACCGUUGCGUGGUCGGGAACCGGAGGGCAUGUGGAAUCUGCUGUCGAUUGUGCGGGAGAUGUACCGACGCUGCGACCGGAACGCUGUCCGCUUGCUGGAGAUCAUAACGGAGGAGUGCAUGUCCUGCGACCAGAUACUCACCUGGUGGUUCCAGACCAAGCUGACCCUCAUGAUGGGCUCCCACGGCCACUCCGGCGGCAAGCACUCGAACACCCACUCCAACUCGACGGCCCUGCAGCACGCCUGCAGUUCGCUGUGCGACGAGAUCGUGGCGCUGUGGCGCCUGGCCGCCCUCAAUCCCGGCCUGGCGCCGGACGAAAGGGACAUGCUGCAUGCCCAGUUCACCGCCUGGCAUCUGAAGAUCCUCGACCGGGUGGUCAAGAGCCGGAUGAUGCCGCCGUCGUACACCAACAAGCACCAGCAGAACUCGCGCUCCGAAACGGAACUCUUCAUUGGCUUCAAGCCGGCCAUUGAGGCGUGCUACCUGGACUGGGAGGACUAUCCCAUCCCGGGAGUGACGCACACCCACGACACGAACCCCAUCUACUACUCACCGUUCACCUGCUUCAAGCACACGGAUCUCAACAAUCCCGGCCAGCUGAACGCCACCCAGGCGCUUAUGAAGAACAACAAGCACUACAACUACUUCAGCUCCUCCAGCGACCACGGCCUGCAUGCCGGCGCCUUCAACCAGCGCAUGGAGCGGCCGUUCCUGGUCUCCCGCUACCUACUCGGCGGCGGGGACAUGGACCCGAUGGGCGCCCUGCCCGCCGGCGCUAACGGCGGAGCCUCGUCCAUGGGCCGCCAGUUCUCGGUGGCCGUGCUCGGGGCUGGGGGCCAACAGAUGGGAGGCAGCGGGGUGGCUGUGGGCGGCGGCGGUGGAGGUGCAGCGUCCGGAGAUGCGAAUCCUUCCCAGAAGCAGCAGCAGCAGAAGGCGGCCGGCAGCAGCUCCAAGGGAGCGGGAGCGGUGGGAGCCGCGGCCGGCGAUGGCAACCGGUCGAGCGCCAGCAGCGAGGGCUUCUGCGAGAACGACGACUUCGGCGGCGACACCAGUAGCAGCCACAACUACUGCCUGCCCGGCCAGGCCAGUGUCCCCGGCCAGAAGUCUGCCCUCACCGAAUCCGACUCGCAGAGCAGCUUCGACGCCGUCUCCCAGCAGAGCAAGGACGAUCCGCCCGCGGGUGGCCAGGAGCAGGCCUGCUCAACCUCCGACACCUCCUCGGCCUCGUCUGCCUCCCUGUCGGCCUCGACGGCAUCGGGCAGCUCCAACAGUUCCACCUCCUCCAUGCUGAUGGCCGGCCAGGAGGCGGUCGGCGGGGUAUCGGUUACCCAACAGGCACCGCGUCGCCUCAGCAAGGACGAGUCCUUCAGCAGCAGCAGUGAUGAGUUCAACCACGCUACCAGCGCAGUGGGAAGGUCCGCAGCAGGCGGAGCAGCACCAGGUGUCGGGGGAGCCGGAACAGAAGCGGGCGGAUCCAGUUCCCCCGCUGGCGGUGCCGCUGACGGAAGCGCAGGCUCCACAGCUGGCGGAGAUGUGACGCCCGUACCGAGCACCUCGGCAGCAGCCAGAGCCGCUUUGGCUGCCAGUUCGAGUACCUCCGCGGCACCGACGCCCCACGCCGCCGAGGGGUUGGGAGCUCCCGUGGAUCAGCCGAGCACUUCAUCCGUGGCCGCACAGAGAGCGGCGGCCCACCAGAACGCCGUGGCGUCCGACAAGCCGCACGUCUUCUCCAAUGUGCGACCCACGGAGGACGCCUGGGACAUUCUCCUGGCCCGGGCCGAGGGCCUGCACGCCCACGGACACGGACGGGAGGCCUGCAUCCUGGCCGUCCGCCUGGCGGAGCAGAUGCUGGCCAAUCCACCCAACCUGCUGCUGGAACUGCCCCCGGCGCCGAAGCGCAAGGGCAAGAAGCAGAACGUUAACCCCAUUUCGCACCAGCUGACAGUGGUGGCCUCCGCCACGCUGAGCAAGUGCGCCUUCCUGUGCACGGUCCUGUCGGAGAACUCGGAGCACUACCACAUCGGCUUCCGGAUAUGCCUGUUCGCGCUGGAGAUGCCCCGUCCGCCGGCCAGCACCAAGCCGCUGGAGGUGAAGCUGGCCAACCAGGAGGCGGACAUUUUGGCGCUGCUCAAGCGCCUCCCCCUGGGCUCCGCGGAGCUCCAGGUGAUUCGCGAGCGGGCGGAGCAGCUGCGCAGCGGCACCUUCAAGACACGCGGCGAGGCCCUGCUGCCCAUCAACCUGGCCACGUUCAUAUUCGACGCCCUGGUCACCUUCAGCUCGGCCGGCGGCUCGUCCAACGUCAACCUGGGCGCUGGGGGAGCCGGAGUGGCAACCGGCGGAGCUGGCCGGUCGGGCUUGGUCCCGUCCGGACCUCGGCUGCUGAUGUACAAGCACAACGACGAGAAUCUCGGCUUCGACGCCGCCGUGGCGGCUCUGGGGCUGAAGGCGAAUGUCUCCGAGGCGGAGCACCCGCUCCUCUGCGAGGGAACACGGCGGCAGCGCGGCGAUCUCGCCCUGACGCUGCUCUACCACUACAAGGACGAGCCGCGGAAGAUAGCCAAGAUCAUGGAGAAGCUGCUGGACCGGGACAUACACACGCUGCUGAAGGCGCCACUGCUGCCGGCCUACUACUCCAGCAAUCCGCCGGUGCGGACGCCCAGCAACCAGCCGAUGCGGCGCGAGGAUCACGAAUACGGCGGCGGCGGGGGAUGUGCCUCCACCGGCUGCAACCCGAUGGCCAAUCUGUGCGAGCUCCUGCCCACGGACUACGGCAGCGUCGGCGGCAACAGCCGGCCGCACAGCUCCACCAGCGCCGAGCUGGAGCUGAGCAUGUGCGCCCUGAGCAUGGCCAGCAGCCAGUCGGGCAUGGUGCCGACGGCGGGCACGGCCGGUGGCGGCGCCACGACUGCCAGCUCGGCCAGCACCAGCGGCAAUCCCAGUGGCACGGCCGGAGGUAACGGAGGCAACGGCGGCGGAGGAGCUGGCGGCAGCGCAGGCGGCGGAGGAGCUGGCGGCGGCAAUGGUGGUGCCAGCGCCACUGGAGGCGGAAGCACCAGCAGCAGCCGCAGCAAGGAGAGCCGCUACAAGGGCAAGCGGGCGUAUCCUUCGAUACCCAACCAACCUUCGGAGGCCAGCGCCCACUUCAUGUUCGAGCUGGCCAAGAAUGUGCUGACCAAGGCGGGCGGCAACAGCUCCACCUCGCUCUUCACCCAGGCCAGUACCAACCAGAACCACCAUGGGCCCCACCGCGCCCUCCAUAUGUGCGCCUUCCAGCUGGGCCUCUACGCCCUCGGCCUCCACAACUGCGUCAGCCCCAACUGGCUGUCGCGGACGUACUCCUCGCACGUCUCCUGGAUCCUCGGCCAGGCCAUGGAGAUUGGAGCGCCGGCCAUCAGUUUCCUGAUCGACACGUGGGAGGCCCAUUUGACGCCACCGGAAGCGGCCGGCAUGGCGGAUCGGGCCUCGCGCGGCUGGGACAACAACAUGGUCUAUCCGGCGGCCGAGCUGGCGCUCUCUGUGCUGCCACAUGCCGCCGCCCUGAAUCCCAACGAGAUCCAGCGCGCCAUACUGCAGUGCAAGGAGCAGAGCGAUCUGAUGCUGGAGCGCGCCUGCCUCACCGUGGAAACUGCCGCCAAGGGUGGCGGCGUCUAUCCGGAGGUACUGUUCCAGGUAGCGCGCUACUGGUACGAGCUGUACAUGCGCAACACGCCCAACAACACCGACCACGAGCCCCACGACGACGGCCUUGACCACUCGGCCGUCAGUCUGAGUGCCCUGAUCGAGUCCCAGCAGCAGCACGAGUUGCAGCAGCAACAGCAGCAGCAACAACAGCAGGCCGUGCAGCAGCAGCAACAGCAGCAGGUCGUCCAGCAACAGCAGCAGCAGAUGGGUCUGGGCAAUCCGGUGGGAGUGCCCGGUGGCGGAGGCGUCGGAGGAGGUCCGCCCGUAGCUGUGCCGCCGUCGGUGGGCAAUCCCCAGGCCCAGUUCCAGCUGGCACCGAUCGGACUGGCUCCGUACCCGCCGUACAGCUUCUGCCAGGGUCUGUACGCCCAUCAUGCGCACAACCUCAGCUACCCGCCCGGCCAGAUGCAGAUGUACAUCUCGGCGGGUCCGCCGCCACCAUCCCAGGCCUACGCUGGCUACCAGCAGGGGCCGCCGCCGCAGCAACAGCCCCCGAAUCCCCAGCAGCAGCAGGUGCAGGUGCAGCAAGUCCAGCAGCAGCAACAGCAGCAGGUCCAGGUCCAGGUGCAGCAGCAGCAGCAACAGCCGGUUGUCCAGCAACAGGUUCCCAUUGCCGGACAUGCGCCACCGGGUCAUCCGGGUCAGCCGCCCGCCGGCUUCCAGCCCCAACCGCCGCCCCCAGGUCCCUUCCAGAAAAUGUCAUCGUAUUUCCAGGCUCUGCCACCCCAGGCCUAUCAGGCACUGCAGGCCGGUCCUCCCGGCCCGCCAAUGGGUCCGCCCGGCUAUUAUGGUCCACCGCCGCCACCACCACCCAACGGACCGCCCGUGGGCGUGGGCGUAGGAGUCGGCGUGGGAGUGAUGCCCAUGCGCCAGCACCACAAUCAGCACCAGCAUCCCGUCUACUCGUUCAUGCAACAGGCUCCGCCCCCACCGCCGCAGCAACAGCAGCAGGCACCGCCCUCCCAGCCGCCGGUGCGCCAGCGGCAACCGCAUCAGUUCACGCAAACCCAGCUGCGCUAUUUACUGGCCGCGUACAACGUGGGCAUGCUGGCCAUGGAGACCUUGGCCCGGAGAGUGCACGACGAUCGGCCGCAGGCCAAGUACGCCCGGAAUCCGCCUUACGGCGAGGACGUCAAAUGGCUGCUGAGGAUCAGCAAGAAGCUGGGAACGCAGUAUCUGCACCAGUUCUGCAUAUGUGCCGUCAACUCGAUCGUCAGCCCGUUCGUCCUGCACGACGUGGCCAUCGAAUCGGCCCACUAUCUGGGCAGGAACAACCACCAGCUGGUGAUGCAGCACUUGCGCUCGGCCCUGACGCCGCUCGUACAAAAGUGCCAGCAAAUGUACAUCCAGUGCAUCCACCAGAAGCUGUACCACCUGACGCAGGGUGACUACGAGGAGUUCGCCAGCAUUGUGGUGGCCGCUCGCGCCGCCUUCCAGAUCACACCCGAGGGCAGUGCCCAGUUCAAGGACUGGCUGCAGUCCAUCAAGCGUUCCAAGUCGUGCAAAAAGGAGCUGUGGACGCAGAUCAAUGCGGCGCUGCAAAGCAACUCCAAAUGACAAAGACUUGACUCCUGCAACCUGAUG
Messenger RNA from Drosophila bipectinata, 7128 nucleotides. RefSeq names its product zinc finger SWIM domain-containing dorado (gene Dora). The record is from RefSeq and is a predicted model, not a curated record. Gene Ontology annotation, cellular component: Cul2-RING ubiquitin ligase complex. NCBI's taxonomy places the organism in Eukaryota, Metazoa, Arthropoda, Insecta, Diptera, Drosophilidae. Gene Ontology annotation, molecular function: zinc ion binding.